AUGAAGGAUUUCUUAGAGCAAAAACUCAAGAUCCCGAUUAUCAAGUUACUUCAUUCUGGUGCUUCUCCUAAUAGUAUUGCUUUAGCUAUGGCCUUUGGCGUUUCGGGAGGAAUCUUUCCAAUUCCCGGUGUCACGACUGUGCCUGUAAUGGUCGCUAUUUUCCUUUUUCGUUUAAAUCCUGUAGCUGCUAUGCUUACUAAUUACCUUGUCACACCACUUAAUCUUGCAUCGAUUCCCGUCUUCAUCUACUACGGCAACGUCUUGUUUGGAGAUGGUGAUGGAGAAGGUGAAUUUGCAAUGAGCAGCUUUAUGGAAGGUAUAAAGACGGAUACGAUCAAUACGCUGCUGCUUUUUCGCUUCACGCUCUUGCACGCUCUUUACAUGUGGCUGCUUACCAUGCCUGUGCUCACACUUGCCAUAUAUGGUGUGUUGACACCUGUUUUGCGUCGUGUUAUGCCCAAGAGUAAAGAUGAAGGUAAACAUGCUUAA
This is a messenger RNA of Peronospora belbahrii, 489 nucleotides long. NCBI's taxonomy places the organism in Eukaryota, Oomycota, Peronosporomycetes, Peronosporales, Peronosporaceae. The record is from the annotation of a GenBank genome assembly.